UAUCCUAAAAUAUAAGCUGUCUAUUUCUUGAGUCUACAUUGAGAGGAAGAAGCCGGCAAAUUCACACCAUCCAACAAGUCAUCACCACCAUUAUUACUCCUUCUGCUCGUCCAUGGCUACUCAGAAGUCCCACGACGGCGCCACCGGAAAGAUGGCUCAACUCUGCCGGAAAAUCCUCCACGUCAACAUCCGGUGGAGCAUCUCACAGAAGAUCACAGUGCUCCGGCAGUUUCUCUGCCUAAUUUGGCACAGAAUUCUUGUAUGCUCGACUAGGUAUAAUUUCCGGUACAGAAGAAUAUUGUCCCCUAGAAGAAACAGGUCGACUGCGGCCGGAGACUCCGGCCAGGAAGACCCCACUACGACGUCGUCCAGCAGCGGGUACGACAGCGAUUCGGAUUUAGUCUCCUUGAAGAUCAGUAUCCUGGGUGAUUCUCAGAUUGGCAAAACAAGCUUUCUGGUAAAGUAUGUGGGAGAUGAAGAAGAGAAGAGAAGCUUGCAGAUGAAAGGGCUGAAUGUAAUGGACAAAACAAUGUGUAUUCAAGGUGCAAGAAUUGCUUUCAGAAUAUGGGAUGUUGCAGGUGAGAAGAGGUCAUUUGAUCAAGUCCCAAUUGCCUGCAAAGAUGCUGUGGCAAUCCUGUUUAUGUUUGAUCUCACCAGCAGAUGUACACUCACCAGUGUGGUUGAAUGGUACAGAGAAUCAAGAAAGUGGAAUCAGACGGCAAUUCCGAUACUAGUAGGGACCAAGUUCGAUGAUUUUGUGCAGCUUCCACCUGAUAUCCAAUGGACCAUCGUCACUCAGGCACGAGCAUACGCGAGGGGACUGAAAGCAACCCUAUUCUUUUCAAGUGCAAAACACAACAUAAAUGUAAACAAGAUAUUCAAAUUUAUCAUGGCCAAGCUCUUCAACUUGCCUUGGACUGUCGACAGAAAUUUGACAAUUGGCGAACCCAUUAUUGACUUCUAAUUCCACUUUUCUACUGUAAAGCUCGCUCACAUGUAUAUAUCAUCAAGGUUUUAUGAUCAUUGAUGAAAGCGCUUGUUUAGAUUUUAGGAUUUACUUUUAUUAAAGGUACCUAAAAAAAGCUCCUACUAUCUGAUUUACCCAACACGUGAUAUGGUAAAAAGCUUAUAAGCUCGCCCAUACACAUUUAAAACGUAUGAGGACAUUUGUACUUCAACCCAGACAAUAAGAAGAGUAGAUAUCACCAUUUUCAGACCCAUCUAGUUUCAUCAAUUUUACAUAUAUGGUUGGUGAUAACUUGAUGAAAAAUUCAAUAAUUGCAGAACACAAGUUAAUUUGCGGAAAAAACGCACGCAUGCUCGGAAAUAAAGAUUGGCAUCAGUGUAAUACAGGCGUUUGUUCUCACAUACUCGAGCUGCUUGCGCUCUGCAUUCUGAAAGUGCGUUGGCAUGCUACCGGAGAGGUGA
Sesamum indicum (sesame) is the source of this 1428-nucleotide messenger RNA. RefSeq names its product septum-promoting GTP-binding protein 1. NCBI's taxonomy places the organism in Eukaryota, Viridiplantae, Streptophyta, Magnoliopsida, Lamiales, Pedaliaceae. Gene Ontology annotation, molecular function: GTP binding; GTPase activity. The record is from RefSeq and is a predicted model, not a curated record.